Rhinichthys klamathensis goyatoka is the source of this 2518-nucleotide messenger RNA. RefSeq lists its product as uncharacterized. The transcript has 10 exons. Gene Ontology annotation, biological process: protein phosphorylation. Gene Ontology annotation, molecular function: ATP binding; protein kinase activity. The coding region runs from base 1 to 2259 and encodes 752 amino acids. NCBI's taxonomy places the organism in Eukaryota, Metazoa, Chordata, Actinopteri, Cypriniformes, Leuciscidae. The record is from RefSeq and is a predicted model, not a curated record.
AUGGCGCUGACAUUUGGGACCUGCUUCUGCGCAGUAGUGAGCGGGAAGUGGAGGCCACCCUCACUCUCGCAGAAACAGCCUCCUGGAGACACUGAUGUUUUCUUCAAGGUCAGACCAAUCUAUGAGUCCAUAAGGAAACGCUGUCUGCAGCUACAACUGGAGGAAGAUCUCUGUAUUGAUGAGCAGAUUGUGCCUUUCAGAGGGAAACUCUCUGUGCUCCAGUAUAUCAAAGGGAAACCUACACCAUGGGGAGUGAAGAUGUAUUUCCUCUGUGGCAAAAGUGGGCUUGCUUGUGAUUUCCUCAUCUUUCAAGGUGCCACAACAGAGCUUUCUGAGCAAAGUAAAAAGCUUCUAGGGCUUGGAGCUUCUGUUGUCUUCCACCUGUGCCAGAGAAUCCAGGCUCCCAACCACAAGCUCUUUUUUGACAACUAUUUCACCACCUACAAUGUCCUUGAAGUUCCUGCAGACAAUAAAAUCCAUGCUGCUGGAACAGCAAGGCUUUGCCGCUUUGCAAAUCCGCCACUGAAGAAAGACAAGGAAAUGUCUAAGAAAACACGGGGAAACCAUGAUGAAGUUAGAAGUAGGGAUGGAAAAGUUGUUCUAGUGAAGUGGUUUGAUAACCGCUCUGUUGUACUGGCCUCCAACUUUGUUGGUGUUGGAGAUGAAGAUGAAGUUGAGAGGUGGGAUAAGAAAGAGAGAAAGUUUGAGAAGGUCAAGCGUCCAGAGGUUGUGAAGAAAUACAACAGGGGCAUGGGAGGGGUGGACAAGCUUGAUCAGCUAAUCAGCCUUUACAGGAUUGAUAUCAAGUCCCGCAAAUGGCCACUGCGCAUGAUUACUCAUGGUUUUGAUGUUGCUCUAGUGAAUAUCUGGCUUGAGUAUCGCAGGGACAUUGAAUACAAAGGAACUCAGCCACAGAAAUUCAUGGAUCUCCUUGAAUUCAAAAUGAAUGUGGCCAAAGUGCUUGUGCGUUCUGGGAAGCCACAGGUUUGGAGGGGGAUGUCGAUGGCUCACAUGAUGGGUGAAAGAGGAGGUGAAUCCAGGAGAGCUGCUUUCUCUCAGACGGCUGGUCAGGAGGUUUGGAGACCCGGUUCUGAUGACCGUGAUCAGGAUCCGCUGCCAGACCCGACCCAGACACAGAGCCAGGAUCUUCCUGGAUAUUUAACACCUCUGUCUUCUGAGUCUGUUUCUGUGUCCACAGGUCAGGCUGACAGGAGGAGGACGAGGAAGAGCGGCAGCCAGAAGAGCCCGGAUGAUGGACGUCCGUUCACUUCAUCUAAACACUCUCGCAGAGACAAAGCUACAGAAUCUAGGAAGAACGGAACGGGUUGUUUCCUCUACAGGCUCUGGAAGGCUGUGAAGUGUGUUUUCUGCUGCUGUUGCCACUGUAGUGCUGUGAAUGUUGUGGAGCCUUUUGUUCCUCCAGCAGAUCUGGAGCCAGAGCCUGAUCCUGAUCCAUCAUCUCCUGCUCCUGAUCACUCCGGCGUCAAGACAAAUAAUGAGUCCUUUGAGUCUCUCUAUAGCGUUAUAAAGAUGAUUGGAUCUGGAGGAUUUGGCAGGGUGUACCAGGGAACACGCAAAUUUGAUGGCAAAAAGGUUGCCAUCAAGCGGAUUCGCAAGAUUGACAACAAUCGUUAUCUUAAUAUUCCUGGGCAUCCCGAACCUCUCGUUACAGAAGUGGCGCUGCUGAUGAUGAUGAGGCGAGAACCCAUAAGCCCCUUCGUCAUACAACUAUACGAGUGGUUUGAACAUCCUAAAGAAUUCACUCUGGUUAUGGAGUAUCCUGAACCCUACGAUAUCUUGCUGGACUUCAUCACUCGUAAUCAUCAAAUGCAUGAACCAACAGCACGGUUCAUCAUGCGACAGGCUGUGCUGGCAGUGCAACACUGCAUCCAUCAUGGGGUUUUCCACAAUGACAUCCAUGCGCAGAAUUUCCUGUUGAAGAGAGACCCGGUACAGCUCAAGCUGAUAGACUUUGGCUGCGGUCAGCUGUUUAGUAGAGAGGGCUACGAGAGCAACAUUUACAUUGGAGCACCGGAUUACUGCCCACCUGAAGUCUUGACAGAACCUCGAUUCCACGCCGUCCCAGCAAAUGUCUGGUCUCUAGGAGUGUUGUUGUACAAGAUGAUGAACGGAUGUUCUCCUUUUCGCAAUAGAAGAAAAAUCACACAAGCCAAAGUUACAUUUCUGAACCCCACCUUAUCCAAAAGAAAUGACAUACUUGCUGAGAGCUCUGAGCUCGAGACUCGACCCGAAGCCUGAAGUCCAACUCCAUCCUGACAGGAACUCAGAGUCUGUCCACGUCUGAGCAAGAACACGAGAGACUGCAAGACUGGAACGAAGUCAUCAAGUCAUCACACACACAUUUGCUUUGUUUUAAAGGUCAAGACAAGUCAUCUUCUACAAACAUUUGUGAAAGAAUGUGUCGCUCUCAGGAGCUCAGUGAAUUCAAGUGUGGUACCGUGAUAGGUUGCCAACUAUUCAUGAAAUUUCCUCACUAUUAAAUAUUCCACGGUCAACU